Molecule: messenger RNA, 846 nt
Organism: Arctia plantaginis
Lineage: Eukaryota; Metazoa; Arthropoda; Insecta; Lepidoptera; Erebidae
Source: the annotation of a GenBank genome assembly
AUGGCGUCAGAUCCACUAUUUGGUUGGGAUUUAACUUACAAAAUUGUAGAAAAGGAUAUAAAACGGAAAGCUGAUGUUAUUGUUGCAUUUAUCCAUUGGAAUUUAUCUAAAAGGGGUUUCAGGAGCAUUGGCAUAGGGGAUGAGAGAACUUUGACCGGAGACGAAGAAAAAAGUGAGCUUUUACCAACUGGUUGGAAUGAUAAGGAUAAUUAUGCACUUAGAUAUCUUCUAGAAGAUAAACUGUUCAUAUUACAUGCCUUGAGUACUGAUGGAAAUCUUAUUAUCAAUCUUAUGAGGUCAGAAGAUCUGGCAGUAUCUAAUAUAGCGCUUAAAAUAGAUGAUACAGUAAAAGAAACUCAAGGGAGUAUAGAAAAGAUGAUACCAAGCCACAUGGAACUAAUCUAUAAUGUGAAAAGAGACCUUAUAGACACAGUAACUGAAAGAUCAACAGCUACUGUAGAGACACAAACAUCAAGACCGCAGAGCAAUACACGACGACCUGAGGAUCCACUACGGGCGCCAUCUAGACCCGGAAUAAUUUCAGAUCCCCCAGGCUUAUGGGGAAUAUCGCCUCCACGCAUACCAAGUAUUGGUAGGUCAGACUUAGACCCUUUCGCACCGGGCGGCAGUGGUGGCAUGCUCUACAAUCCCUUUGAACCACGUAGGGAUUUAGAAAACCCUGGUCUCGGCAUACCAGGUGGUCUACCAAGAGGGGCAGUACCCCCUGGUGCUCGUUUCGACCCAUUUGGCCCACCAGGAGGUCCAUUGCCGGGUGCCCGACGACCCGCGCCGCCUGAUGCAGACCAUCUCCCUCCUCCUGGCUUCAACGACAAUAUGUUUAUGUAG